Molecule: messenger RNA, 1998 nt
Organism: Coffea arabica (coffee)
Lineage: Eukaryota; Viridiplantae; Streptophyta; Magnoliopsida; Gentianales; Rubiaceae
Source: RefSeq, a predicted model, not a curated record
AUGGCAGAGAACUCCCAACAAUUUGGCUUCCGUGAGAGCAACCCUGCCCGUAGAGUCAACGAGGUAGAGACUUCAUCCAUACAGCAGCAACUGUCAGAGUUGACGUCUGCUGUUAGGCAAUUAGCCAUGAGGGACACACCGCGAGCGAAGGUGUGUGGAAUCUGCACUAGCAUAGGCCAUUGCACGGACACGUGCCCCAUUUUGCAAGAGGACGGGGCGGAACAGGUAAACAUGGCCGGAGGCGUGCCCACGCCCCGCAGGCAGUAUGACCCGUAUUCCAACACAUACAACCCCGGUUGGAGAGACCAUCCCAAUUUCAGUUAUGGGAACCGAUCGCAAAAUUCACUCUCAAAUCGCCCACCAGGGUUUCAGCAACCAUGGCAGCAAAAUCCUCAACCUUCAUCCGCAAAUUCAAGUAGCUCUCUGGAGGAUAUUGUCAAGAGUCUGGCUACGACUACCGCCCAGAUCCAGCAAGAGACUAGACAGCUCCAGCAGGAGACUAGGUCAUUGACCACGAAUAUGGCUCAACUCCAGCAAGAAACUAGAGCCUUAACCCUGAGCACCACUCAGUUCCAGCAGGAUACCAGAGCAGGCAUGAAGGAUAUGGAUGCUCGAAUAAGCCAAUUGGCAACUGCGAUAAAUCGCCUGGAGUCCCACGCUCAUGGAAAAUUGCCAUCUCAACCCGAGGUGAAUCCUAGGAAUGUAAGUGCUAUGGCACUGAGGAGUGGCAAGGAACUGGAAGAGCCUAAAACAAGGAAAGUAGAGAAGGAAAAAGAACUUUUGGAUGUGUUCAGGAAAAUAGAGAUUAACAUCCCCUUACUGGACGCAAUCAAGCAGAUACCGAAAUAUGCCAAAUUUUUGAAGGACUUGUGCACCCAUAAGAGGAAGUUAAGGGGAGAUGAACGAGUGGCGGUGGGAGAAAACGUGUCAGCCAUGCUCCAAAAGAAACUCCCACCAAAAUGUGGAGACCCAGGUAUGUUUACCAUUCCCUGCAAGAUAGGAGGUGCCUCGAUUAGGAAGGCAAUGUUGGAUUUAGGGGCGUCAAUCAAUGUAAUGCCUAAAACAAUUUAUACGUCCCUUAAUCUUGGACCAUUAAAAGGCACAGACAUUAUAAUCCAACUUGCAGACCGUACCAAUGCUUACCCGGAAGGGUUAGUUGAAGAUGUUUUGGUGCAGGUCAAUGAGUUAGUUUUUCCUGCAGAUUUCUAUGUCCUAGACAUGGGGGAUGAAAGGGCACUAAAUCCGUCUCCUAUUUUGUUAGGUAUGCCAUUUUUAAGCACUGCUAGGACGAAAAUAGAUGUAAAUGAGGGUACUUUGUCGAUGGAGUUUGAUGGAAAAAUUGUGAAUUUUAAUAUUUUUGAUGCGAUGAAGUACCCAAAUGAGACUAACUCUGUUUAUGCUUUAAGUGUUGUUGAACCCCUUGUACAGGAAAUAUUUGAAUUGGAUGGGGUUGAUGCACUGGCAGUGGCAUUAGCCAAACAUCUUGAGUUGGGAGCAACUCCUGAUGUAGAAUUGAGUGAUGAGUUAUACCGGGCUGUUGGAGCACUGCAUUCGCUCCCACCACUCUCCCCAAGGUAUGAGCUUACUUCUCUCUUUGUACCAGAAACUCAGGCAAAAUUGUUACCUUCUAUUGUGCAGGCACCUGAGUUGGAGCUCAAGCCUCUCCCGAAGCACUUGAAGUAUGCAUUUCUCGGAGACAAUGAGACGUUACCAGUCAUCAUAUCUGCUCACCUGUCACCAAGACAAGAAGAUGACCUUAUUCGUCUUCUUCGAGACCAUAAGGAAGCGAUUGGGUGGAGCGUAGCAGAUAUCAAGGGAAUUAGCCCCUCUUUAUGCAUGCAUCAGAUCCGGCUUGAGGAGGAUGCAAAACCAGUGAGGCAAGCGCAACGGAGAUUGAACCCACUGAUGAUGGAAGUGGUGAAGAAGGAGAUACUUAAACUCCUAGAAGUGGGGAUCAUCUUCGCCAUCUCAGAUAGUCCUUGGGUGAGUCCAGUGUAA